AUGGGUUCCACGGACAAGAAAAAGAUCCUGCUCAAUGCCUUUGACAUGUCCACCAUUGGGCAUCUUUCUCCCGGGCAAUGGAAGAAUCCAGUGGACAAGUCAACGACUAAACGCGACUUGACGUAUUGGAUCGAGCUGGCAAAAUUGCUUGAUAGGGGCGGUUUCAACGCCCUCUUCCUGGCCGACACAUAUGGCGGCUACGAUACAUACGAAGGUAGCUUGGACAACUGUAUCAGGAGGGCCGCCCAGUGGCCAGUGACCGAUCCUACUAUUGUACGAUGGAUGCGGCAAAUCGAUUCUUACGAACAAUCUCCUCGGGCAAUCUCUGCAAUGGCAGCAGUAACCAAGAAUCUGUCAUUUGCAAUCACCGCAUCGACAUCGUUUGAGCCUCCAUUCCUUCUUGCCAAGCGUUUCUCGACCCUCGAUCAUUUCACGCAGGGUCGUUUUGGGUGGAACAUUGUGACAUCAUGGAAGAAGGCGGCUUUCAAGGCCAUUGGGCUCGAGACGCCCAUUGAGCACGAUGAGCGGUAUCUGCAGGCCGACGAGUACCUUCGAGUUUUGUAUAAGCUAUGGGAAGGCUCCUGGUCUGACAAGGCCAUAAUUGCGGACGCAGCCAACGAUGCAUACUUUGACCCAGACCAGAUCCGCACAAUCAAGCACUCGGGCACAUACUUCAACAUCGACACGAAGCAUAUUGUUGACCCCUCUAGGCAAAGGACACCCUUCCUGUUCCAGGCGGGCACCUCGCCUGCCGGGUCCGAAUUCGCUUCGACACACGCCGAGGCCAUCUUUGUGUCGUCGCACUCCGCGGCUCUUCUGAAACCCAAGAUUGCCAAGAUCCGCCAGCUCGCGGCCUCCAAGGGCCGCGACCCGCAGUCGAUAAAGUUCUUUGCGACGUACACGCCCAUCGUCGGCAGGACAGACGAGGAGGCCCAGGCCAAGCACGCAGAACUGCUCAAGCACGUGUCGACCAUCGGAGGACUCGUGCUGGUCUCGGGCUGGACGGGCAUCGACUUGUCCAAGAUCCCGCUGGACAAGGAGCUCAGCGAGGCCGACUCGGUCGAGGCGAACAAGGUGCGCAGCGUGCUCGAGUCCUUUACAGCGACCAGUCCGGACGUGCCAAAGUGGACUCCGCGAGUCGUGGCGGAAAAGGCAUCAAUCGGUGGCUUGGGACACGUCGCCGUGGGCAGCCCCGCGACAGUCGCGGACGACAUGGAGAAGUGGAUCGAGGAGGGCGAUCUUGACGGCUUCAAUAUUGCCUAUGUGACCACUCCCGGCAGUUUCGAGGACGUCGUGGAGCUGCUCAUCCCGGAGCUCAAGAGGCGAGGUAUCUACAGGGAGGACCUCCCGGGCCCUGGUGAGGAGAAUCUCACGGCAAGAGAGAGGGUUUAUGGCAAGGGCCAGGCCAGGCUGCGAGACGAUCAUAUUGGCUCGCAGUACAAGUAUGACGUGUACAAAGAGGACUCAGGUAGCGAUGCAGCCAGCGGAAGUGAAGCGCAAGCAGCCUGAAGCAUCGUCUUCAGGCAUGUAGAUCAUCGAGUUCCC
This is a messenger RNA of Microdochium trichocladiopsis, 1545 nucleotides long. RefSeq names its product xenobiotic compound monooxygenase, DszA family. The transcript is spliced from 4 exons. Gene Ontology annotation, molecular function: oxidoreductase activity, acting on paired donors, with incorporation or reduction of molecular oxygen; monooxygenase activity. The record is from RefSeq and is a predicted model, not a curated record. The coding region runs from base 1 to 1509 and encodes 502 amino acids. Lineage: Eukaryota; Fungi; Ascomycota; Sordariomycetes; Xylariales; Microdochiaceae.